This is a messenger RNA of Eimeria acervulina, 543 nucleotides long. RefSeq lists its product as hypothetical. Lineage: Eukaryota; Apicomplexa; Conoidasida; Eucoccidiorida; Eimeriidae. The coding region runs from base 1 to 543 and encodes 180 amino acids. The transcript is spliced from 4 exons. The record is from RefSeq and is a predicted model, not a curated record.
AUGAUGGUCGGGGGGGUAGGGGCUUGCCUUGCAGCAGGCGAGAUGCAGCAGCAGCAGCAGCAACAGCAGCAACAACAACAACAGCAACAGCAGCAGCAGCAGCAGCGGCAGCAACAGCAGCAGGAACAGCAACAGCAACAGCAGCAGGGUUUUUCUGCAGAUGAGGCUGCUGCUGAGGCUGUUGCUGCCAGCAGCAGCAGCAGCUGCAGCAGCGGCGGCCUUUGUAAUCGCAGCGCGAGCAGGAGCAUCAUCGACAAGAUCAGAAGCACCAGCAUCAUCAUCAGCAGCAGCAGCAGCAGCAACAACAACAGCGGGAGCAGAUGUGAAGCAGCAGCAGCAGCAGCAGCAGCAGCAACAACAGCAGCAGCAACAGCAGCAACAGAAACCGCACCUACAACAGCAACAGCAGCAGCAACUGCUGCAGCAGCUCGUACUUGCUCCCUCGAGGUGGUAGUGGGAGGCGCUCAGCAGCAGCCGUCGAUGCUGCAGCAGCAGCAACAGCAACAGCAGCAGCAGCUGCUGCAGCAGCAACAGCAGCAGUAA